CCUCCCUGAAUUCUCAGAAUCUUAGCCUCUUUUGUUCUUCGGAUAAAAGAUAGUGCCCAGAAUCUGCGCUCCCUCCGAUUCUCGGAGCGUCUCCUUCUCGGUUUCGUUCUCUAUAAACCACUGAACCAGAGCGUCUCCUUAUCGGUUUCCUUCUCUCUACACCACUGACCCAGAGCGAAAUCCAUCGCCAUGGACGUCGCUGAAGCUCCAUGGUGUUCUCUGCCUCACUUUCUCGUUUCUUCUCGCGCCUCGUGGAUAGUUUCCUCUUGCAGUGCUGUAAAACCAUAUAUGUUCUGUCAAACCCGACGCGGAAAAAUGUAUAGGCUCACAUUAUGCUUCGGGGUCUCUCGUGCUCGUGCACAGUCUGCUUUGAUUAGUGUAAAGCAAGGUCAGCCAGAUAAUGUUAUGAGAGGAAUUUGCGAGGUUGUUUGGAUCGUGGAAGCUGAUCUUGAUUCUAAUGAACAUCUCUAUGUCACCGGAGAUCAUGUGGCUUUGGGUAGCUGGGAGCCAGAUAGAGCAAUCUUAAUGUAUCCAACAGAAAUUGAGAAUGUAUGGAAAGCUGAAGUUAAGAUUGGUUCUGGUGUAAAUUUCAGGUAUAAUUAUUUUAUAAAAGCAGGAGGCGGAUCUUCGGUAGAUUUCAUUUGGAGACCAGGACCCCAGUUUUCUCUGUCAGUUCCUUAUUCUGUCAGUCGAGACAGAAAAAUCAUUGUAAGGGAUUCCUGGCUGACUUUGUGUCCUAAAUCACAACAAUCUCAUAUGUGGGAGUCUUGGGUAGACGAGUCUUUCCUCUUGGACCAGCAUGUGGCCUCAGCUGAAAUCGAAGAUGAAAGUACUUUUGUCGAUAAUGCUACAGAAGUUCCAAGACAACUUAUGAAUGACAAACAAUUUAAAGAUGAACCUUCCUCCGCUGAUGUGGUUGCAACCGUUUCAUCAGAUAACUCGGGCUUUAGUGCAUUAUUUUCUGAAAGAUACCAGCCUAUUGAGGAACCAUGGUUACUUCAACCAUCUAGUACCUUGCAACAUGCUGAGGAUAUGCAGACCGAUAGAGGACAAAGGGUGGAAAGUGAUGAUAGAACUGAAGAUGAUUUAGACAUUGACAGCCAAAAUAAGCAGAUGACUCUCUUGCCGGACAAUGGAUUUAGCUCACGACAAGAUUCUGUUUCUACUACGAUACUAAUUAAUUCCUCUAUAUGUACCAUGCAAAGGAUUGCUGUAUUGGAAGAUGGAAAUCUGGUUGAGCUAUUGUUGGAGCCAGUUAAAACCAAUGUGCAGUGUGACAGUGUUUAUCUAGGUGUGGUCACUAAGUUUGUUCCCCAUAUGGGUGGCGCAUUUGUGAACAUUGGAAGUGUUAGACAUUCUUUCAUGGAUAUUAGGCCAAACAGGGAACCAUUUAUAUUCCCUCCCUUCCGUGAUAUGUCGAAGAAGCAAGAAGCAGAUGGUCCUCUUUUUCACUCCAUCAAUGGUAUUUCAGCUCCACCUGAACUUGAUCAUGCAUCAUAUGAGUUAGAAGGCAAUGACUCAUCAAAUGUGGAUUCAGUUAAUUAUCCUGUGCAACAUUUUCAUAAUGGUGAUGAGGAGGAGGAGGAGGAGGAGGAGGAGGAGGAGGAGGAAGAAGAGCAUGAAAAUGAUGAUGUCUCGGAUGUUCUGGCCGGAAUAGUGAAUGGGAGGAUAGUUAACCAUGGUGAAGCAGAAGCUGAUUUCGAUGAAUACCAUGAAGGAGAUGAGCAAAAUCUUGAAGUUGGAUCUGAUAAUGGUUCCCUUCCUAUGCAGACAAACUGGUCUCUGGAUUCUCUAAAUUCUGUUGGAUCAGAAGUGAAAGCUGCCAAGGGUAUGUCAUCUCUGGACAACAAAUGGAUCCAAGUUCGUAAAGGUACCAAAAUAGUUGUGCAAGUUGUUAAAGAGGGCCUUGGCACCAAAGGUCCUACUCUUACUGCUUAUCCGAAACUGAGAAGCAGAUUCUGGGUAUUACUGGCUCGUUGUGAUCGAAUUGGAGUCUCAAAAAAGAUUUCUGGAGUUGAGAAAACCCGGUUGAAAGUUAUCGCGAAAACUCUACAGCCCCAUGGGUUUGGCCUGACUGUAAGAACUGUAGCUGCCGGUCAUUCUCUAGAGGAACUGCAGAAAGACUUGGAAGGUUUGCUUUCAACUUGGAAAAACAUUAUAGAAGAUGCAAAAUCUGCAGCACUUGCUGCAGAUGAAGGCGUCGAAGGAGCCACUCCCGUCUUGCUACAUAGGGCUAUGGCCCAAACGCUCUCUGUUGUGCAGGACUAUUUCAAUGACAAGGUUCAGAAGAUGGUAGUUGACUCUCCUAGAACGUACCAUGAGGUUACCAAUUAUCUGCAGGAAAUUGCACCUGACCUUUGCGACCGAGUUGAGCUGCAUGAGAAAGGGAUUCCUCUAUUUGAUCUAUACAACAUUGAAGAGGAAAUCGAUAGUAUUCUCAGCAAAAGAGUUCCACUUCCCAAUGGAGGUUCUUUAGUGAUUGAACAAACAGAGGCAUUGGUCUCCAUUGAUGUGAAUGGUGGGCAUGGGAUGUUUGGUCAGGGGAAUUCACAGGAGAAAGCUAUUCUGGAUGUUAACCUUACGGCUGCCCGACAAAUCGCAAGGGAGAUACGACUGAGAGAUAUCGGUGGUAUCAUCGUGGUAGAUUUCAUCGACAUGGCAGAUGAAUCAAAUAAGCGACUCGUAUACGAAGAAGUUAAGAAAGCAGUAGAGAGGGAUAGGUCUUUGGUGAAAGUCUCGGAAUUGUCUAGACAUGGACUUAUGGAAAUAACAAGAAAACGGGUUCGUCCAAGUGUAACAUUCAUGAUCAGUGAGCCGUGUUCUUGCUGUCAUGCAACUGGUAGAGUUGAAGCCUUGGAGACAUCCUUUUCAAAGAUCGAACAAGAGAUUUGUCGGCAGCUAGCAAAGAUGAACAAAAGAGGAGAUCCUGAAAAACCAAAGUCUUGGCCAAGAUUCAUAUUGCGGGUUGACAAUCAUAUGUCUGACUACUUGACUACAGGGAAGAGGACAAGACUUGCAAUUCUCAGUAGUUCCCUUAAAGUGUGGAUUCUUCUAAAGGUUGCAAGGCACUUCACGAGAGGGACCUUUGAGGUGAAACCAUUCAUGGACGAGAAGGUCGUCAAUGAAAGACAGCAUCGAGUAGCUAUUUCACUGCUCAAGAAAGCCGACACCAGAGGUGACGUGUCUGGCAAGAAACUUACUCUGGUUCCUGUUAAGAAGGGCAAGACCAGUGGGAAACAGAGACAAUGAAACAUAACCUAUAAUUUCAUCCAUAGUUGCUCUGCUUGAUAGGUCAGAAAAGAUUCGUUCUUUUGUCUUGAUAAGGACUAUGUUUUUUCCCAACAGUGAAGCAAUUUUGUUGUAUGUCAGAUUAUCAGUCCCCUUCAAUGUAAACCAGAUUUUUAUCAAGAGAGAAGUAUUAUUUCCCUUUCUCA
Tarenaya hassleriana is the source of this 3434-nucleotide messenger RNA. Its product is annotated as ribonuclease E/G-like protein, chloroplastic. Gene Ontology annotation, biological process: rRNA processing. The record is from RefSeq and is a predicted model, not a curated record. NCBI's taxonomy places the organism in Eukaryota, Viridiplantae, Streptophyta, Magnoliopsida, Brassicales, Cleomaceae. The transcript is spliced from 14 exons. Gene Ontology annotation, cellular component: cytoplasm. The coding region runs from base 190 to 3249 and encodes 1019 amino acids. Gene Ontology annotation, molecular function: RNA nuclease activity; starch binding; RNA binding.